This is a messenger RNA of Puntigrus tetrazona (Sumatra barb), 1052 nucleotides long. It is a transcript of the gene ghrh, whose product is annotated as growth hormone releasing hormone. The coding region runs from base 269 to 691 and encodes 140 amino acids. Gene Ontology annotation, cellular component: terminal bouton; extracellular region; perikaryon. The record is from RefSeq and is a predicted model, not a curated record. Gene Ontology annotation, biological process: positive regulation of cell population proliferation; positive regulation of growth hormone secretion; adenylate cyclase-activating G protein-coupled receptor signaling pathway. Gene Ontology annotation, molecular function: growth hormone-releasing hormone activity; growth hormone-releasing hormone receptor binding; neuropeptide hormone activity. NCBI's taxonomy places the organism in Eukaryota, Metazoa, Chordata, Actinopteri, Cypriniformes, Cyprinidae. The transcript has 5 exons.
UAGACUUUCUAGCUAUGGGGGGAUGGGGGGUAUUUGGUUGGUGGGUGGUUGCAGCAUAGAGAGAGGAAGGGAGGGGGAAGAGAGGGAGGUGAGGUUUUUGGUAUAUAAAACAAGAGGUACAAAAGAGCGAUGGAAAUGCCUACCUGAACCUUUUUAACUCUCUUAUUCAGCAUCACCUACAAUGAAACCCAACCUUGAGUACAAGUGAUCAACAUUCCAUGUCUUUGUUCAUUAGACUGUCAGUGGAGCAUCAACCAUACAAGUGAGAAUGACGCAGAGGAUUGCCCUGCUAUUGCUCUGCUGCCUGUUAACAACAACAACAUCUUCUCCAGUCUAUCCACUUAGGUUCGGUCAGAGAGCAACUGCGAUACUGAUGACCUCUUCUAUUGAGGAUCCAAUGCAAUUACCAGCAGAUACUUCAUCCCAAACACCAGAUGCUGAGUUUAGGUUUGGAAGACAUGCCGACGCCAUCUUUACCAAUAGCUACCGAAAGGUUCUUGGUCAAAUAUCUGCCAGAAAAUUUCUUCAAACUGUUAUGGGCAAAAGACUUGGACCAGAAACUCAAAACUAUGUGAAACGCCAGUCAGGCAUAUAUGGAGACACCUUCAAGCAAGACGUGGAUAUGGAUGUCAUUGAGAGGGAACAAAGCUACAGAGAACCACAAAGACUUAAGUUCUCAGUAGUUACAUAAUAACACGAAUAAAAAAAACUGUGAACAGUUUUUUGCAUUUGCCACAUUUUACACUGGAUUAUUAAAACUCAUUACACUCUUCAUAUAGUUCUUUUGCGUUUUUUGUGUAUUUUCACAGGAAUCAGGAGUCCCUAUUUAAAAAUACACAAACAAGUACAUAUGGUUGUAUAGUGGUAUACAGGGCCAUCGCUAGGAAUUCUGGGCCCUGUGCACUGAAUUUGCUAUGUUGCUGGGUUUAAAAUGUUACCAAACCGUUUUGGUUACCCUUUACUUCUACUGUACGAACAAACUUAUGUUAAUUUUUGGGUGAAUCUCCAUUUAAGUGUAUUAUUUGUAAAUAAGUUCCUAAUUUAAAUAAGAU